CCCAACAAUAAGGCGGUAAAAAGGUUGGAACUUGGAAGUUACAACAUAAAACAGCCGUCACCGUUUUCCUCUUGUCCAUUUUCCAACCAACCAGUCAAUAAUCCAUUUUAUUUUAUUUUUUUAAAAAAUAUUUAUUCCAUUUUUCCUAUAAAAACUUCAUCUCCUUCUUCCUGAAUCAAUCUUCCCACACAAUUCCCCCAUUUCUCUACACAAUUUUCUCUCUCCACUUUUCUCCUCCAAUCACCAUUAAUGGAGUCAUCAUCUUCCUUGAAUUUAGAUGAGCUUACAUCAGGUGCAAGCGGAAGAAUUAUUCCUCUUUUUCAUCGAGCUAAAUCAAUGGCGGUUUUUGUUAUUCCUUCUUAUAAUUUUCUUAAGAAAUUCAUUAUUUUGUUUUACUCUUCAUUUUUUUGUUUCCUUCUCCUUCUGCUUCCUCCUUCGCAUCGUUUUUCUUCCUCAUCCUCUUCUUCGGAUUCUCCGCCGGUUCCGAAGCUUCGGAGAAGGAGAUCGUUUGAAGAAGAGGAGGAUACUCUUCGUCGUCGUGCGAUUGCUGAAGCUUUGGAAAUGGUUCCGAUUUCUAUAAAUGGAAAUUUUGAGGAGAGAGAAAAUUGUCGUUGGAGUACUUCUAUUUUCUCCGGUGUGAGGAAGAAUUCCCUCUUUUGCCGCUCUUGGUUUCCUGUUUCCGGUAAUAUCAAGGGGAUUAUCAUAAUUAUUCACGGACUUAAUGAGCAUGGUGGAAGAUAUUCUCAUUUUGCAAUGCAAUUAACCUCUCGCAACUUUGGGGUGUAUGCUAUGGAUUGGAUUGGACAUGGUGGUAGUGAUGGGCUACAUGGUUUUGUUCCCUCUCUGGAUCAUGUGGUAGCCGAUACUGCGGCCUUUUUGGAAAAUGUCCAAGCUGAAUAUCCCGGGGUGCCUUGCUUCUUGUUUGGACACUCUACUGGGGGAGCUGUGGUAUUAAAGGCAGCUACGAAUCCACUCAUUGAAAGAAUGGUUGAAGGAGUCAUAUUGACCUCACCUGCCUUGCGUGUUAAGCCAGCGCAUCCUGUGGUCAAGGUUAUGGCACCUGUGUUCUCUUUAGUUGCACCAAGAUUCCAGUUUAAAGGUGCUAACAAGAGGGGCAUCCCAGUUUCCAGGGAUCCAGCUCAGCUUCUUGCAAAAUACUCCGAUCCACUGGUUUAUACUGGUCCGAUACGUGUCCGAACAGGACACGAGAUCUUGCGAAUCACAGCAUAUUUGACACGCAACUUCAAAUCCAUCACUGUGCCAUUCUUUGUACUUCACGGAACUGCAGACAGGGUGACUGAUCCACUGGCUUCACAAGAUCUCUACGAUCAAGCAGCUUCCAGGUUCAAGGAUAUAAAGCUCUAUGAUGGCUUCUUGCACGAUCUCCUCUUUGAACCUGAACGAGAAGAAAUUGCAUGGGAUAUAAUCAACUGGAUGGAGAAGAGGCUAGCCGCUUCAGUAGACUGAUUUUAGCACCAUUCCGACUUUCAACAUUUUGCUCGGGUAUUCUCCAUAGUUCAAAAGAUUUAAGGCUUCAGUAGUUAAGAUCAGAAUCGUCGUGCCAUGUUUAAAGUAUUCUUUAUCGGUCAUUAGUUGUCACACGAAAAGUGUAAGUUGAAACUAGUAAUGUGGCAGCCAAGAUCAGAUGGAGGUAAUAGUAUUGUUCUUAGGGGAAGUGUGGGAACUGUAUAUACUAUACAUAAGAAGUGGUCCUUUAAUGAUAGGUAUUUCAGGCAAAGUUGCCUACUAUAACAUCUGUUGGUGACUGUAUUUAUUACUGCGUAUAUGUAUAUGAUAUGGUAUGAUAUGAUAUGAAAUUCUCAUUCCAGUUUGAGGAUGUUA
Amaranthus tricolor (Joseph's coat) is the source of this 1842-nucleotide messenger RNA. RefSeq lists its product as uncharacterized. Bases 250 to 1467 code for a protein of 405 amino acids. Gene Ontology annotation, molecular function: lipase activity. Gene Ontology annotation, cellular component: membrane. The transcript has 7 exons. The record is from RefSeq and is a predicted model, not a curated record. NCBI's taxonomy places the organism in Eukaryota, Viridiplantae, Streptophyta, Magnoliopsida, Caryophyllales, Amaranthaceae.